AUGAGCCAUCAAGCGGAACUUUCCAUGAGGUGGUUGGUGAAUGCGGGAACUUGUGAUUUUUGGUAUGACAACUGGUUGGGUAAUGAGGCUCUUUUCCACAAAGUUCAAGUUCACGGGACCUUGACAUUCAAGGAUUUCCUUGUACAUGGAAGGUGGAAUUCAAUGCUCCUUGCCUACUACUUCCUAAAGGACAUCACGGCUCUGAUAUUGCAGCAGCCACCCCCAGAGGCUGAGCGGACGGACGAGAUGGGACUCCCGCUCGAUGAUAUCUUGAAUAAGUUUGGGGUCCAAUUGCCGUCAAAAUGCUUCUGCUGCCAUAUGGCAAUGGGGGAAUCUAUUGAGCAUAUUUUUGCAUCGGGACAACUUGCGAAAGAGAUUUGGGGUUUCUUUGGGGCUGUUUGUGGAAUAGGUUUGCCUAGAGGUCAGUUGCGUGACAGAGCAAUGGCUUGGUGGUUGUCCAAGCAGUCGGAGGUCCAAAAAUGGCUUGUGGUCUCUAUUCUCCCGAGUUUCAUCUGUUGGCACAUAUGGAAGGAUGUCGCUAUGGCAGUUGCGGACAAGUUUAACAAGGAUAGUUUCCCACGGACUUUUGGUCAAUUUUUUGAAAGUCUUUCCCAACCCUCAUCCUUGCUUCAGUGCAGGCUUGUCCGAUGGCGGGCAGCAGGUACAGGGAUGGUGACACUUAAUACAGACAGGUGUUCUAAGUGUAACCCAGGAACGAGUGGCGGGGGUGGUGUAUUCCGGGCCUCAGAUGGUCGAGCUUUGGUAGGAUAUUCAGUUUUUCUGGGGGUCGAUACCAGUUUGCUUGCUGAGGUAUUGGCUUUGUUAGCGGGUCUCCGACUUUGCGAUCAGAAAGCCUUUACACAGCUGGCUGAGGGUCCAGGGCAAUUCUCUCACAGCUUUAGAGAAGCAAACACGGUGGCAGACAUACUCGCUAAUGAAGGUCUUUUGAACCCAUUUGACCUGAUUAGGGUUUAUGAUCAACCAAGUUGCCUGCCACAGCUAGCAAGAGGAAUAGUCAGAUUGGAUAAAUUAGGUCUUCCUUCUCUCCGAUUUCUUAAAAAAUCGUCUGCGUAA
Coffea arabica (coffee) is the source of this 1074-nucleotide messenger RNA. RefSeq lists its product as uncharacterized. Gene Ontology annotation, molecular function: nucleic acid binding; RNA-DNA hybrid ribonuclease activity. The record is from RefSeq and is a predicted model, not a curated record. Lineage: Eukaryota; Viridiplantae; Streptophyta; Magnoliopsida; Gentianales; Rubiaceae.